UGGUGCGGGGAGGUGGGAUGGGGGGACAAGGGGUAGGGAGGAGUGGCGGGGCGAGAGACGGAGAAACCCAGGGUAGCAGGACAAGGGGAAGGGGAGGGGUGCCCGGGAACCUGGGGCCUUCGGAUGGAGAGGGGGAUGAAGCCAACCAGGUUUGGAACAAACCGGGAAGGGAGAGGACGGCUGUGAGGAGGGGCGCCUAGGAGGAGAGGUGAGGCUGAAGGCGCAGAGGAGAGUGUGUUUGGGGGAAGGGAAACCAGAGCAGGUAUGGAGGCCGCAGCUCAGAAGGUAGCUAUGGGGCCAGACUGGAGACCCCCGGGUGAGAGGGAGGGGCGGAGACUGGGAGAAGGAAGCCGGGAGCCUCCCAGAUCCUGGAGGAGGAAGGUGAUUUGGGCCAUCAGCGAGGGAGGCGGGGACGGUCGCUGAGGGCCCAGGCGAAGGUCUGGCGAGGGGCCGGCAGGGAAUGGAGAGACAUGGAUGGGUGGUCUUGUAGGUGCCCAACUCAGAGUGCCCUCACCCUUUCUCCAGCGUCCCCGCCCUGCCCCCAUGACACCCCCCACCAGCCUCAGGUCCCAAGAGGGGGUAGGGAGUCUGACUGUCUCCCCCUUCCCCAGCCGGGUGCAGUGUAGCCAAGUAGGCCCCGGCAUAACUCCUUGUCUAUAGGUACGUCCACUCCAGUGCAGCCGAUUUGUGUGUAUCUGGAGGUCUGUGUGUGCUGUGGGUGUGUCGGGGUGUUUAUGUCUAUGUGUCUGGCUGUUCUAGGUUGUGUUUACCUAUGUCAGUUUGUGUGUCUGGCCCUCUGUUUGCAGAGAUGGGUCUGUGACCUGGUGGUUGGUGUGUCUGAAUGUGUGUUUGUGUGCCUGCAGGCUGCUAUAGGUCUGUGGGCCCUGUCCGUGUGCUGGAUCAGGCUGGAUUUACAGGAUGGGGAUCUGUAUCAGGCUGAUCACUCCAGAGUGUGUGUUUGUGGCCCUGAACACCUUUGUCAGGGUGUGUGACUCUCUAUACCUGUCUGUCUGUCUGUGGGUCCUGGAGGCGGAGUUGGGUUUUCUGUGCCUCCAUCUGUUUUCCUUUCUCUGAGGACCCGAGUCACAUCUCUGCUCCUUUCUCUCUCUCUCAUUCAUUCCUGGCCCCGACCCACCCCACAUACUUCUUUUUUUCCUUUCCAUCCCUCUCCACCAAGUGGAUCCGGGACCCAGGGAGGGUCGCCCCCCGGGCCUGGUGGCGCUGAGCAGGGCCCCCCAGCCCCCACCUCCUGCCCCACGACAUGAACCUCCUCUACCGAAAAACCAAGCUGGAGUGGAGGCAGCACAAGGAAGAGGAGGCCAAGAGGAGCUCCAGUAAGGAGGUGGCUCCCGCAGGCCCGGCGGCGGGGCCCGGGGCCGGCCCGGGGCCGGGCGUCCGCGUGCGGGACAUCGCCUCGCUGCGCCGCUCGCUGAGGAUGGGCUUCAUGACGAUGCCCGCCUCCCAGGAGCACACCCCUCACCCCUGCCGCAGCGCCAUGGCCCCCCGCUCCCUGUCCUGCCACUCGGUGGGCAGCAUGGACAGCGUGGGGGGCGCGCCUGGGGCGGGCGCCGGGGGCCUCACUGAGGACGGCGGCACCCGAAGACCCCCGGCCAAGCCCCGGAGGCACCCCAGCACCAAGCUUAGCAUGGCGGGGUCGGGGGCAGAGACGCCCCCCAGCAAGAAAGCAGGCUCUCAGAAGCCAGCCCCCGAGGGCCGCGAGUCCGGCCGGAAGGUCCCUCCGCAGAAGCCCAGGCGAAGCCCCAACACCCAGCUGUCGGUGUCCUUCGAUGAGUCCUGUCCCCCAGCCCCCUCCCCUCGAGGGGGGAACCUGCCCCUUCAGCGCCUCAGCAGGGGCUCCUGUGUGGCCGGGGAUCCUGAGGCGGGCGCCCAGGAAGAAGAGCCCGUGUACAUCGAGAUGGUGGGCGAUGUCUUCAAGGGAGGAGGGCGGAGUGGAGGAGGCCUGACGGGGCCCCCUCUGGGGGGUGGGGGCCCGACCCCUCCCGCUGGCGCUGACUCGGACUCGGACGAGAGUGAGGCCAUCUAUGAGGAGAUGAAGUACCCGCUGCCCGAGGAGGCCGGGGAAGGCCGGGCCAAUGGGGCCCCUGCACUGACCGCAGCCUCCACGCCACACCAGCCUCAAUCCCUUCAGCCCCUCACCCACCGCCGGCCAGCUUCAGCCCUCCCGAGCCGAAGGGAUGGCACGCCCACCAAGACCACUCCUUGUGAAAUUCCCCCGCCCUUCCCCAACCUCCUCCAGCACCGGCCUCCGCUCCUGGCCUUCCCCCAAGCCAAGUCUGCUUCCCGAACCCCCGGCGACGGGGUCUCGAGGCUACCGGUCCUCUGCCACUCCAAGGAGCCAGCUGGCUCCACCCCAGCUCCCCAAGUGCCUGCCCGGGAGCGGGAGACGCCUCCCCUACCGCCUCCGCCUCCCGCUGCCAACCUGCUGCUGCUGGGACCCUCGGGCCGAGCCCGGAGCCACUCAACACCAUUGCCGCCCCAGGGCUCUGGCCAGCCCCGGGGGGAGCGGGAGCUGCCCAAUUCCCACAGCAUGAUCUGCCCCAAGGCGGCAGGGGCGCCAGCAGCCCCUCCUGCCCCGGCUGCCUUGCUCCCCGGCGCCCCCAAGGACAAGGCCGUGUCUUACACCAUGGUGUACUCAGCAGUCAAGGUGACCACGCACUCCGUCCUGCCAGCUGGCCCGCCCCUGGGUGCUGGGGAGCCAAAGACGGAGAAGGAAAUCGCAGUCCUCCAUGGGAUGCUGUGCACCAGCUCGAGGCCCCCUGUGCCCGGGAAGUCCAGCCCCCACAGCGGGGCUCUGGGUGCAGCAGCUGGGGUUCUCCACCACCGCGCCUGCCUGGCCUCCCCACACAGCCUUCCGGAUCCAACCACAGGCCCCCUGACCCCCCUCUGGACCUACCCAGCUGCAGCAGCUGGGCUCAAGAGACCCCCUGCCUAUGAGAGCCUCAAGGCCGGGGGGGUGCUGAAUAAGGGCUGUGGGAUGGGAGCUCCGGCCCCCAUGGUCAAGAUCCAGCUGCAAGAGCAAGGGACGGACGGGGGGGCCUUCGCCAGCAUCUCCUGUGCCCACGUCAUCGCCAGUGCGGGGACGCCAGAGGAGGAAGAGGAGAUGGGUGCCUCGACGUUUGGGGCAGGCUGGGCUCUGCAGCGGAAGGUCCUGUAUGGAGGGAGGAAGGCAAAAGAGCUGGACACAGAGAUCGAGGACAGUGCCCGGGCCUGGAAUGGCAGUGCUGAGGGUCUAGGCAAGGUGGAGCGUGAGGACAGAGGCCCUAUGGCAUCAGGGAUCCCCGUGAGGAGCCAGGGGGCAGAGGGCCUGCUGGCCAGGAUCCACCACGGAGGGGACCGAGGAGGAGGCCGCACAGCGCUGCCCAUACCCUGCCAGACCUUCCCCGCCUGCCAUCGCAACGGAGACUUCACUGGAGGCUACCGCCUGGGGCGUUCGGCCUCCACCUCCGGAGUCCGGCAGGCCGCGCUCCACACCCCCCGGCCCUGCAGCCAGCCCAGGGAUGCCCUGAGCCAGACCCAGCCUGCGCUGCCGCUGCCGCUGCCGCUGCCGCUGCCCCUGCCGCCCCAGCCCGCCCGCGAGCGCGACGGCAAGCUGCUGGAGGUGAUCGAGCGCAAGCGCUGCGUGUGCAAGGAGAUCAAGGCGCGCCACCGGCCCGACCGCGGCCUCUGCAAGCAGGAGAGCAUGCCCAUCCUCCCCAGCUGGCGGCGCGGGCCCGAGCCCCGCAAGUCCGGCACGCCGCCCUGCCGCCGGCAGCACACGGUCCUCUGGGACACGGCCAUCUGAGGGGGCGGGGGGCCGGCUCUCCCAGACUGGCCUCGAAAGAGGAACGCUUGAAGGACCAGGUGAAAGAGAGCCGCCGGGGAGAAGCCCCCGCUGCCCUCCACCCUAACCCUUGCCCCCGGACGGGGAAUCGGCCGGGCCGGUCGGGCUUGGAGUCCCAAGCCGCAAACCCCAGAAGGGUGAGGGAGGGGUUGCUUGAAGUUGGGAGUGAGGUCCUCCUGCUGGUCUCCCCUCUGAGCAAAGUAGACCGCCCCACCCCAGGUCAGCAUGGGGGAGGAGGGAGGGGUCAGGGAGGAAAGGGGGGCGGGCCAGCGAGGGACAGAGAGUGAGAGGUAGAAGGGGCUCUUUUAGAGAGUGGGGGAGGUGGUAAUUAUUUUGUUGUUUAUUUCGGUUUGGAAGGCAAUUCUGGGCCCGUCUGAUCCACUCCUGAACAAGGAGUGGGGAAUCGCGGGCAAGUAAAGGGAACUAAGUUGGCAGUCUCCCCAGUACCCAGAGGCCCCGCCAUCCAGCUGUGCCCUCCCCGCCCCGUCACUCCCCGCAAAGCCAGGGACAGACUGGUCUGGAGAGCAGUGGAGCCGCAGAAGGGAGGGGCUCUGAGGGUGGAGAGUCGGGAGGGCCAGAGGGCUCAUUCACAGUAUUUACCAGUCGCCAGUAUUGGGUAGUGAGCUUGGCCUGCUCUGAACCGGGCAUCUUAUUUAGCUCCAGGGUGAGGGUCUAGCACCAGGGAUGGGCGGGGUGAUAGGGAAGGAGGGGAAUUUUCGCGGAGGGGGGUGGGGGUGGGCAGGGUAUUUAUUU
This is a messenger RNA of Cervus elaphus (red deer), 4594 nucleotides long. RefSeq names its product neuronal tyrosine phosphorylated phosphoinositide-3-kinase adaptor 1 (gene NYAP1). The record is from RefSeq and is a predicted model, not a curated record. Gene Ontology annotation, biological process: phosphatidylinositol 3-kinase/protein kinase B signal transduction; neuron projection morphogenesis. The transcript has 6 exons. Bases 1262 to 3802 code for a protein of 846 amino acids. Lineage: Eukaryota; Metazoa; Chordata; Mammalia; Artiodactyla; Cervidae.